Pyricularia oryzae 70-15 is the source of this 2972-nucleotide messenger RNA. RefSeq lists its product as uncharacterized. The coding region runs from base 168 to 2774 and encodes 868 amino acids. The transcript has 4 exons. Gene Ontology annotation, biological process: mRNA 3'-end processing. Gene Ontology annotation, molecular function: RNA polymerase II complex binding. Gene Ontology annotation, cellular component: RNA polymerase II, holoenzyme. NCBI's taxonomy places the organism in Eukaryota, Fungi, Ascomycota, Sordariomycetes, Magnaporthales, Pyriculariaceae. The record is from RefSeq and is a predicted model, not a curated record.
AAAAAAUGUUCAUUGAUCGCAAACCCUUACCCUAACCCUUCUGGCGUCAACAACACCAACCCUCCUUCUAUCAUCAAUUAUAUUCCCUCUCUGAUAUAACGAGGUGCUGAGCUCCCUGUCAAAAGGGCAUCGUUCGUCGCGUCAACGACGACAAGACGCUUCCCGGUAUGGCCCACCGCCAACUUCAGGCUGCCGAGAUGGCAACUGCCAACUCACCCAUCGCGUCACGAACGCGGAAGCGCGGUGUUGGCAACAUGGGUACCAGUAACAACGUAAAUCCUCAGACUACAGUGGCAGCAUCAGCUCCUUCACGAGCAGCCAAGCCGAAGGCAGCGGCUCCGGCGGCUCAGGUUUCUAUCAUGGCCACGCCUGAAGCGACUGCUCCGACUCCAGGCUUGGUCUCAAACACGGCGGCCACGCCGGGAACCUUUCGACCCACUUUUGGACGCAGGUUUGCUCCUAGGGACGAGACAGAUACUCGAAGUGUCCGAAGCCUGCCGAGUGCCGCGCCGGAUCAGUCUCAAAUUGAUGAAUAUGACAUGAACACAUCGCAGUAUCAAGCCGGUACGCCCUCUGUAGUAGCUAGAGAGGCCAGCAUGGCUCCUUCUGAUGCAUUUUAUACUCCAGGAGGUGUUAAUGGUCAAAUGGGCGUGGCUCGAGCCCUAGAGAAGAACUUACCAAAGCUCGUGGAGGCAGCUACCGAGCUACACCAGCUUCUUUCAGACCCUGAGCGAAAUUCUCAGGAGACCCAAGAAGAGGAUACCGUCUGGAUCGGAGAACUGAGCGUUGCCCAUACAAUUCUGAACGCUCUCAAGCGUCCGUACUGCUCUCAGGGUGUUACGUAUAUUCGCGAUACAGAGGAUCUCUGCGAACGACUACAGUACACAUAUGGCCAUGCCCCCUUUGAGACUGCCAAGACUGUAGCAUCGAUCGUCAACCUUUCCGAGCUCAUGUAUGAUUUCACAUUUCUACGUGACGCCCCAGAAGAGCAUAUUUUCUUUCUUGGCCGGCUCGAUAAAUAUUUCCCUGCAGUAUUUAUCCCCAUUCCACUCCUUGGACGAGGCGAGUGGGAGAAGGCUACGCUUGCUCUUGCGGUCGAUAUCCGAACCCAACUGGCCAUCUCCAGGUUGCGUGAGCUUGAGAGCGGCCAGUCUGCAAUCGAGGUUCUCGGUGACGUCUUUCUCGAAUACGUCGAUAAAGAAGCCGAACUCGACGAGCAGCUGGCCCUCCCACAAAGCUACCGAGGGCUGCCUGGCUGCGAUUCUGUGCAAUAUCGCUUCAAAGAGUUGCCCGCAAUAGGCAAAUCACAGGAACAGUUCUGCCAAAAGUGUCAGGAAAUCAAGGAGCUUGUAGGACAGCACGUGAAUAACGUGCCCGAGGUCAUCUCCAAGAUCGAGGAGCACUUUGACUUUGCUGGCUUCCGCAGUGUGCUCCAGAGCUGGAUUGGUGGUGUGACAACUGACUUGAUGGAGAUGCCCCUCAACCAGGGCCCCUUCGACCCCAACCUGGGCACACCUGCAUCAACUCGCCUUCGAGAAUCUGUCCUUGGCCGAUCCCCGUAUAGCCCGGCAGCUAGCGCGGAUGCUGUACAAGCUUUCAUUCGCUUGGGAAUGGCAGGCCAGCACAUUGCUAGCCCGAGUCCAGUAAACAAUAGCCGCGCAGGAAUAGCACGGGGUCAGAAGCGUCCUCGUCCCACAGAUGACGGGGAUGAUGACGACGAUUUCGAGCAGGAUCAGCGCAUCCCUGACAGCCAGUCGAUGCCACCACCUCCUCCUCCAGUCCGCCGACGCCGACGUACCAGUGGCUCUCGUGCCAAACGCGUUCAGAUGGAGCCGCAGAUUCCUGUUGAUCCGAUACUGACCGCCGGCGACUCGGCCCAAUAUCCUGCGCCGCCCGAAUCCAUUGUAGAUGGCGCUCAUGACGGCAAUAACAGCACUACUACCGGCUUGGACAACGCGAGCGAUGCGUUUGCUUCUCCCGCCCCAUCGUCUGUGAUGAACGUCGCCACCGCACCGAAUCUGUUGCAGAUGUCGCAGCAUGCCAGGGCCAUCUCGGCUCUAGCUAGGCAGCGUAACCCGAAGCCACCGCAGACUCGCGUGCCCUGGUCCAUACCUGACUGCCAGCGUCUCAUUGGUGCUGUAGGUGCCUAUGAUGCCAAGUGGAGUAAGAUCGCCGAGGCCAUCAGGAACGGCCAGGUGCCACUUGAGCAUCCACGAGACCAACAGGCAUUGAGAGACAAGGCGAGACUCAUUAAGCAGGAUAUGCUCAAAACCGACAGCAUUCUUCCACCGGGCUUCGACCUGGUCCUUUUUGGCAGAAAAGAGAAUGAAGCCGUCAUCAACGUCGGCAAGAACCCCCAUCGCAAAGAGAGCGACAUAGACCCGACCACCGGCCGCCCCGUCAACACGGAGUGGGUUGACCCCAAUGCUCCGCCGCCGCCGCCGCCUGAGGAGCAGGAUGGCGAGCAGCAACAACAACAGGAGCCAUUGACCACGGCAGAGGAAGCUGUAGUAGCUGCAGCUGAGGAAGAAAGGCAAGAGCACGAACCACGGCAUUACCAGCGUCACGAGCAGGAACAGCAGCAGCUGGAGGAGCAUACCGAGGGGCAGCAGGGUCACCAGCGUCAUGAGCAGGGACCGCAGCAACUGGAUGAGCACCUCGAGCAAUCGCAACAGCUCGACGAGCAGUCGCAGCUCCAGCAGGAGGACCAGGGACAGGAGCAGGAGCAACACGAGGCCUCGGCGACUGAGGGUGCCGUGCGCAUGUCGGACUAGCUAUCCGACAUUGGACACAGGACCUUUGGGGAAACAUUGUCGCAAAGCGACGACUCGGGCGCCAUGACUAGGCAAAUUCUAUAAGAGAUGAACAACGAUGAGCUUUAUGAUUCGAACGCGGUCACCUUUGUAAUACAACAGUUACGAUGAACAGUUUUUACUUUUUCCAUUGACAUUUCUACCCUUGUUUUGUUGCCA